This is a messenger RNA of Oncorhynchus masou masou (cherry salmon), 4515 nucleotides long. RefSeq names its product receptor-type tyrosine-protein phosphatase-like N. NCBI's taxonomy places the organism in Eukaryota, Metazoa, Chordata, Actinopteri, Salmoniformes, Salmonidae. The transcript has 22 exons. Gene Ontology annotation, biological process: insulin secretion involved in cellular response to glucose stimulus; regulation of secretion; protein dephosphorylation. Gene Ontology annotation, cellular component: secretory granule; synapse. The coding region runs from base 1 to 2832 and encodes 943 amino acids. Gene Ontology annotation, molecular function: protein tyrosine phosphatase activity. The record is from RefSeq and is a predicted model, not a curated record.
AUGAAGCACCCGAAGCUAUGGAGAGCGUUGCUUUUCAUGACGGUGUUGUACCAGUUUGGGACGUCAAGCAGAUACGGUUGUGUGUUUGAGACAAGGCUGUGCUCCAGGGAGCAGUUCUGCUCUGAUGACGGUCUCUUUGGGCAGUGCCGUACCUCUAAGCAGGACCAGGUGCAGUACCAGGUGUCAUUUCCUGUUUUGAAGAGGAUGCAGGAAGUCCUCAAGCAGCUCAUGCUACAGGGUCUGUCCUGGCAGGAUGACAUUACCCAGUACGUUGUUGCCAAAGAGCUGAGCAGAGUUCCUCACAGCACGCAGUCCCUAAAGGCCUCUUCCUUUUCACACUCCUCCAGUCAGGGAGGAUACCCCAGCAGCUCCUCCAGUCAGGGAGGAUACCCCAGCAGCUCCUCCAGUCAGGGAGGAUAUCCCAGUCAGGUUGACAGCCACCAGGACCACUUGAUAAUAGACCAUCUCCAGCCCCCCCUCCGCAUGCAGACAUCUCCCAUGGACCCCUUUACCUACCAACAGCACAGAUUCCAGGAAGAUAUGGAGCGCUCCCUCCACCAGGGAAGAGGAGUCUACGCAGGGCUCCGCCCCUCCUCCAGAUACCAACAGGCCAAACAGAGAGAGAGAGACCAUCAACUGCUACAGGACGUCAUCUCCCUCUAUCUGUCCUCUUCCCCUGCACAGCCCUCAUUCCGCCACCGGGGGGCAGCAGCCCUGCCGGCCCCACCCUACUACGAGGAACCGGAGCUGCCUCUGGACUAUGUAGAGGACUACAGUCUGACAGAGCUGGCUAUGGCUAGAGCCAGACAACAGCAGCAGCUUCCACAGCAUGACUACAGCUCUCUGGCUGGGCUUGAUGAGUCUAUCCUACAGCGUAUGGUGGAGACCCUGGACAGGUACGGUAUUGGCCCUAGAGAGCUGACCUCCCAGCAGCUCUACAGACUGGCUGUGGUGCUGCAGCUGAUGCAGGCUGAGGACAAGGACAACAUAGUUCCUCCUCUUCCUCAUGCUUCCGGUCCUUGCCUCCCCGGUCCCUCCUCUGCCCCAGGGCCCAAGGUGGUCCCUACCCUGGCCUCAGCUGCCACCCCCAUCACGGCACCUCUAGAGGGCAGCGUGACGGCCAAGGACUCCUCUGUCUCUGUGGAGGAUGUGAAAGAGAAGGUGAAAAGCUCCAGUGUCCCAGCUGCUGAGAGGGGAACAGCAGACAGGGAGGAGUAUGGAUACAUCGUCACCAACCAGAGUCCUCUCAGUCUGUAUAAUGGGGUGAAACUACUGGGCGUACUUGCAGAGAGGAUCCACCUGACAACCAGCAGCUUCAUCAACAUCAGUGUGGUGGGCCCUGCCCUGACCUUCAGGAUCAGGCAGAACCCUCAGAACAUGAGUGCAGAGGAUAUGGCUGAGAAGGCUGCAUCUCAGAAGUCCUUUCUGGAGUCUGAGACAGGGUUGAAGAUACUGCAGACUGGUGUGGGAGAGAGAAGCGAGGGACAUGGGCUGCCCCAUGCCACGCGGGUGAGGGAGGGGUCCAGUGGGCUGGUAUUGACGCUGGUGUCCAUGGCGUGUGUGGGCGGCGUGGUAGUGGUAGCGUUGACCAUCGCCUGUCUCCGACACCACGCCAAGCAGCUGGCCUCAGGGAAACUGGGUCUCGGACCCGAGGGAGGACCGGAGACACACGUUGACUACCAGGAGCUCUGCAGGCAGCACAUGGCAGCCAAGCCGUCGUUCAGUCGUCAGGAGGCGGUGGGCGGGGGAGCGGGGGGUCGGAGGGGGACAGACACCUCCAGGGUGAGCAGUGUGUCGUCCCAGUUCAGUGACGGCCCACAACACAGCCCCUCCUCACACAGCAGUACGCCCUCCUGGAGCGAGGAGCCCGCCCAGUCCAACAUGGACAUCUCUACUGGUCACAUGAUACUGGCCUAUAUGGAGGAUCAUCUGGAGAAUAAGGACCGUCUGCUGAAGGAGUGGGAGGAUCUUUGUUCCUACCAGGCUGAACCCAGUGCUGUCACUGUAGCACAGAGUGAAGCCCACCUGGUGAAGAACCGCUGUCCGGACUCUCUUCCCUGUGAGUCUUACAUACCUCCCCUCGGGUUUAUCCUCCUCCGACCACUGGCACACACCAUCGCUGACUUCCAGAUGAUAGCACACACCAUCGCUGACUUCUGGCAGAUGGUGAUGGCUGACUUCUGGCAGGUCAGUAGCACACAAUGUCACAGGUCAGUAGCACACAUGUCAUCGCUGACUUCUGGCAGGUCAGUAGCACACACCAUCGCUGACUUCUGGCAGGUCAUCUGGGAGAAUGGCUGUACAGUGAUAGUGAUGAUGACAGCCCUGGUUGAGGAUGGAGAGAUUCAGUGUGUUCGCUACUGGCCUGAUGAGGGAUCCUCCCUCUACCACAUCUACGAGGUGAAUUUGGUCUCUGAACACAUCUGGUGUAAGGACUUCCUGGUUCGUAGUUUCUACCUGAAGAACGUUCAGACCCAGGAGACUCGAACCCUGACACAGUUCCACCUGCUCAGCUGGCCCUCCAACGGAAUCCCUACCUCCACACGCCCUCUGCUGGACUUCCGCAGGAAGGUGAAUAGGUGCUACAGAGCUCGAUCCUGCCCCAUCAUCGUCCACUGCAGUGACGGCACUGGCAGAACGGGAACCUACAUCCUUAUUGACAUGGUCCUCAAUCGCAUGGCUAAGGGCGUGAAGGAGAUUGAUAUUGCUGCGACAUUGGAACACAUUCGGGAUCAGAGACCGAACUUAGUCCGCACCAAGGAUCAGUUUGAGUUUGCACUGACCGCCGUGGCAGAAGAGGUCAAUGCCAUCCUGAAGGCUCUGCCACAGUGAACCAUGUGUCUACCACCUCUACCACCUCGUGUGCCAGAUCCUUACAACUAGAAUUACCAUGAAAGUUAUGCAUCAUAAUACCAAUGACGGCCAUAUUGAGUGUCCCCCAUUAUUGUACCAUUCACACUGCUGUGGUCUGACGGGUUGUUGACGAUCUAGUAAUUCUAUUUCUAUGGCCAUUAUUAACCCUUCCUCUACAUCAAGAUACACAACCAGGGAGGAACUACAUUUCCCAGAGUUCAUUACUAUUACACUAAUGACCAUAGGAGUCAGUAAGACCGAACAAACAGAUCUGAGGCCAGGCUGCUAUCAUUAUGCAUUCAUAAUGAAAUUAAAUGAGGUUUUAAAAAAUCCUGUAGAUUAUUCCGUUCAGGCAAAAACACUUUAAAUGUACAGUAGGACCCCUUUACAGUGUCUUGUUAUUCGAUUUUAGAUUGAGAUUUGGUCUUAAAAUACUGUGACUUGAUUCUGUAACAUUUCUCCUUUCUCUGAUUCUCAGUCUCAGACAUGUCUCACUAGAGAUAUUACAAUUACCAUGAUCCCUCCUGUUCUGUUGUCAUGGUGAUGUUAUAUUACCAUGAUCCCUCCUGUUCUGUUGUCAUGGUGAUGUUAUAUUACCAUGAUCCCUCCUGUUCUGUUGUCAUGGAGAUGUUAUAUUACCAUGAUCCCUCCUGUUCUGUUGUCAUGGUGAUGUUAUAUUACCAUGAUCCCUCCUGUUCUGUUGUCAUGGUGAUGUUAUAUUACCAUGAUCCCUCCUGUUCUGUUGUCAUGGUGAUGUUAUAUUACCAUGAUCCCUCCUGUUCUGUUGUCAUGGUGAUGUUAUAUUACCAUGAUCCCUCCUGUUCUGUUGUCAUGGUAAUGUUAUAUUACCAUGAUCCCUCCUGUUCUGUUGUCAUGGUGAUGUUAUAUUACCAUGAUCCCUCCUGUUCUGUUGUCAUGGUGAUGUUAUAUUACCAUGAUCCCUCCUGUUCUGUUGUCAUGGAGAUGUUAUAUUACCAUGAACCCUCCUGUUCUGUUGUCAUGGAGAUGUUGUGUUACCAUGAACCCUCCUGUUCUGUUGUCAUGGAGAUGAUGUUUAAAACCACAUUGUACUCUAGAAUGUAUCCAUCCAUAUAACAUAACAGCAUGAGGCCCGUGGCUUGUUUAUGCAGGAAGACAGAGACCCUCACUAUGGUGAGGAUGAAGUGAGUGACAUACUAGUGUACAAUACGUUACACCAGUUUCUCUAAGGGGAUGGCGUUUACCUCUAACAUGAUUGUCUGUUAUUAAACUGUAACUAAACCCUAGUGUACAAUACAUUUCACCAGUUUCUCUAAGGGGAUGGCGUUUACCUCUAACAUGAUUGUCUGUUAUUAAACUGGAACUAAACCCUAGUGUACAAUACGUUACACCAGUUUCUCUAAGAGGAUGGCGUUUACCUCUACGUUGAACUCUAAAUCCAAUGAUUUAUUUCUAUCCAUUUUGUAAUUGAACUAUUACAGUACACUAACUACCUAAUCACUCACAUCUGAGUCAUAUCAAUUAGUGUCUUCAAUGUUACUGUAAAACCUCUGUUUAUUGUAAAUAAUUCACCUCAUUAUUUGUUAUAUGUUUAUUAAUGUAGCAAACACAGAAAACAACUAUAAAAAUAUUUUUCACUCAAUGUAUGUAAUUAAAUCUCUAUUGUGAUGUGGUGCAACAGCA